AUGAAGCAAACAAGUGGCGUAAUUCAACAGGCGCUGCGAUUGAACGGAAAUUGGACUCAAGAUAAAGAAGAUGAAAUCCGUGCAUUAGCUGCAAAAACAACCGAAGAAUGCUUGCGUGCUAGAUGCCCGUACUACAAUUACCUUCAGCCUAUCAUGGGCAAUAGAGCGAGCAAUGAGCCGAUAUUUGCUGCCGAUUCAGGAAACAAACAUCUUUCUCGCGCUGCCUCGAUCAUGGACCGUCCCCCGUCUCCUCCAGCGAAUGAGUCUCAGGGGACUCAAUUUAGUGGUUGGGAUCCAACUCAAAAUAUCGAUAUCGAACUCAACCAAGACACUUUCAAGGAGAUUCAGAGCCAAGCAAAUACAGACCUAACCUCAGCUACAUCUCUUGAAAUAUCUGGCCCUGAUGAUUGUAUAGCCAUCUCACAAUCGGCAGAGUCGAAUCCAGAGAUCACCUCAGAUACAUCUCCUGCCUUAAACGAACGUAUGAAUCUGACAUCCAUCCAACAUUCAUCUCACCCUAUGGAUUACACCUCCAGCUCUGAAUCCUUUCCGAGACCAAAUUCAAAACCACGACUUAAUGUUAGUCAAAAACUCAAUCAAACCAACAUCGACAGUCCCAGACGAUCUGAUACUAACGAUUUCCAAGAAAUGAAAAACGAUAUCAAGGCUUCGAUCCGAAACGGUCAAAGUAUGAUGCAAGAAGCUUCAGCAAACUCAAGCAGCCUAUUCAGACUUUUGGAAACCAAAUACGGAAAACGCGAUCUGGAAGAUGAGGAUUUAUGCCCCGAGGCUAUGAGCAAAAAAAAGGCAAAGAAGGACAAGCAAGAAGAACUUGAGCUUCUCAAAUUAGACCGAGAAUUAGCUCAGGAGCGUAAGGCGUUAGCAGAGAAUAACCAGGGGUCAGGUUUAUCGAAGCUCGAUUUGGCUCGAGAGAAAGUCGAUAUGAUUACCAAAUUUUGUGCGGUUGGCGUCUCCUUAGACGAUGCUGAAAGAAAGGCUGAAGAAAUAUUAAAUAGUUUGAAAUGA
Molecule: messenger RNA, 1026 nt
Organism: Melampsora larici-populina 98AG31
Lineage: Eukaryota; Fungi; Basidiomycota; Pucciniomycetes; Pucciniales; Melampsoraceae
Exons: 4
Coding region: 1-1026 (341 amino acids)
Source: RefSeq, a predicted model, not a curated record